AUGGUCUCCAACAAAGCCCUCAUCUACAAAAAACUGCCCACCCACAACCCUCUGGUGGGCGAGCACAUCCAAGUCGAGCCCCAACCCGACUUUGAUUUGAGUCAGCAUGUCCCCUCGGGAUCCGCAAUCAUAAAGGGCCUCUACUUCAGCUGCGACCCUUAUAUGAGAGGACGGAUGCGCGCGCCCACGCGCACCAGUUACUCGCCUCCCUUCGAAAUCGGGAAACCCAUCAACGCCUAUGCGCUUGUUCAAGUGCUGCGACUGGCUGACGGCGAGGAUAGCGUCACCACACCCACGGGCGUAACGUACGGUAAAGGCGAUAUAUUGUACGGCCUUUUCGAUAUUGCGGAAUACAGCCUCGUCGGCAAAGAGUGGCUUCAGCAUCCGUACGUCAACAAGGUUGAGAAUCCACACAAUCUGCCUCUCUCAAAUUUCCUCAGUGUGAUGGGUAUGACCGGUUUGACUGCUUAUUCGAGUUUGUAUGAGAUCGGUCAGCCCAAAAAGGGAGAGACGAUUUUUAUAUCCUCCGCGGCCGGCGCGGUGGGACAGAUCGUUGGGCAGAUCGCAAAGAGAGAAGGGCUCAGGGUCAUUGGGAGUGUGGGCGAUGAUGCCAAGUUAGAUUUUAUCGUGAAUGAGUUGGGUUUUGAUGGCGGGKUUAAUUAUAAGAAGGAGAACUCUGCGUUGGAGGCGCUGCAGAGACUUGCGCCGGAUGGAGUGGAUAUCUAUUAUGAGAAUGUGGGAGGCGAGCAGUUAUCUGCUGCGAUUGAGUGCAUGAAUGUGUUUGGACGCAUUGUUGCGUCUGGCAUGGUGUCGCAGUAUAGUGUACCACCUGAAAACCGAUACGGCAUCAAGAACCUUACGCACAUCGUCCCCAAACGGAUUCGAUUCCAGGGGUUUUUGGUUAAUGAUGCAGACUUUGGACCUAAAUAUGUCAAGGAGAGAAACGAGCGUGUGCCACAGUGGCUUGUUGAGGGCAGUAUCAAGACCAAGGAACACAUCGACAAUGGAAUCGACUCGGCCGGAACAGCUUUUGUGAAUAUGUUGGAAGGAAAGAACUUCGGCAAAGCUAUUAUCCAUAUCGCUGAUCCAGAGUAG
Molecule: messenger RNA, 1095 nt
Organism: Talaromyces amestolkiae
Lineage: Eukaryota; Fungi; Ascomycota; Eurotiomycetes; Eurotiales; Trichocomaceae
Exons: 4
Coding region: 1-1095 (364 amino acids)
Molecular function (GO): oxidoreductase activity, acting on the CH-CH group of donors, NAD or NADP as acceptor
Source: RefSeq, a predicted model, not a curated record